Molecule: messenger RNA, 495 nt
Organism: Umbelopsis ramanniana AG
Lineage: Eukaryota; Fungi; Mucoromycota; Umbelopsidomycetes; Umbelopsidales; Umbelopsidaceae
Exons: 1
Coding region: 128-451 (107 amino acids)
Source: RefSeq, a predicted model, not a curated record
AUUUCCAUUUUUCUAGAUGAUGCAACCUAGACCUGGCAUUCAGGCACCUCCAGUUGCUUACGGCCGUCCACCCAUGCCCGGUGGUAUGGUAAGGAUCAACCAUUCAUAUCAUUCUUAACCAGCUCAUAUGUUUCGAUUCUCAUUGUUUUUUUAUCUGUUGCUUAGGCUCCUCCCGGCUUUAGACCUCCUCCCGGUAUGCCACCAGGUGCUCCCCCGCCAGGUUUUAGACCUCCUCCAGGUCCUCCUAUGGGUUUCCGACCUCCUCCAGGCGGACCUGGUGGUCCUCCACCUGGUUUCCGUCCUGGUAUGCCCCCACAAGGAUUCCCACCGGCUGGACGUGGUGGUCCUCCACCAGGAAUGUUCAACAGACCGCCACCCCAAUAAUCUCAAAAUGACAUUAUACAGCCCCUUUCUACACGACUUUUUUUCCGAAAUCUUCAGCCUGACUUAAAGAGUUAAAAAAAACAAAACAAUCCACAAAAACUUCAAUGAAAA